Penicillium soppii is the source of this 447-nucleotide messenger RNA. RefSeq names its product dienelactone hydrolase family protein. Gene Ontology annotation, molecular function: hydrolase activity. The record is from RefSeq and is a predicted model, not a curated record. NCBI's taxonomy places the organism in Eukaryota, Fungi, Ascomycota, Eurotiomycetes, Eurotiales, Aspergillaceae. The transcript has a single exon. The coding region runs from base 1 to 447 and encodes 148 amino acids.
AUGACAGCUCGCAAUAGCAAGGACAUACGAGAGCCUGAGAUCUUCGCCUGUGCCAAAGCCCUGCGCGCACAGUACAAGCGCGUCGCGGCGAUUGGGUUCUGCUACGGCGGCUGGGCAGUAUUUCGUCUGGGUGCCAAAGCAAAUAAUGGAUUGGUGGACUGCAUAUCGACUGCGCACCCAUCUUGGCUCACAAAGGAAGAGAUCCAGGAGAUUGGCGUGCCAAUACAGAUAAUGGCGCCAGAUAUCGAUACUGUGUUCACGCUCGAGCUGAAAGAGUUCAGCAAUCGCAUUAUCCCCUCGCUGGGGGUGGACUAUGAUUAUCAGUAUUUCCAUGGCUUAGAGCACGCGUUUGCUGUUAGGGGGAAUCGAGCGAAUGGGGCUGAGAUGAAGGGGUUGGAGAGGGCGAAGAAUGCGGCAGUGUAUUGGUUCAAGCAGUGGCUGCAUUGA